GGAGGUCCUGUAUCACCCAACUACUCGAUGUUGUACACAAUAUUGGCAAGGCAUUAGACUGUGGAAAAGAAAUUGACAUGAUAUAUUUGGACUUUUCAAAAGCCUUUGACUCUGUUCCCCACGAUAAACUAAUUGUGAAACUCCAACAAUUUGGAAUAACAGGACGGCUUUUGCACUGGUAUAGCGACUAUUUAAUGGGACGAAAACAACGUGUUGUAGUAGAUGGUGUUUCGUCGAGCUAUCUUGAUGUGACUUCCGGAGUUCCACAAGGAAGUAUUGUCGGCCCCCUACUCUUCCUGGUCUAUGUUAACGACCUCCCUGACGCUGCUAAACACAGCAAAGUACCCAUGUUUGCCGACGACAGCAAAUGUUAUCGAGUCAUAGAAACGUCACAUGACACUCAACUCCUUCAGUCCGAUCUGCACUCCCUUUGCAAUUGGUCCUCUACCUCAGAAUUGAAGUUUAAUCUCAAAAAAUGCAUUGGAAUCAGAUUCUCCCGCAAACGUUUAAUUGAGUCACCCGAAUACAGUUUAAACCACGAACUGAUAACCCUUAAGCCCUCCCAAAAGGACCUUGGAAUAAUAAUUAGUAACAACUUAAAAUGGUCACCUCAGAUAACCAGUAUCGUGUCAAAGGCAAAUCAGAUGCUUGGUUUUCUCCGACGUAAUUGUAUCCACCUGACUGAUACGAAAUGUCGACGCUCACUCUAUCUGGCACUCGUGAGAGCUCAUCUGUGUUAUGGAAGUGAACUUUGGGCGCCUCAAUCAACAUCAAAGGACCUUCUCCGUAUCGAAAGUGUUCAACGACGAGCGUCCAAAUACAUACUUCAAGAUUACCACUCUUCCUACACUGACCGACUGAAACUUCUUAACCUUCUCCCUAUUUCGUACUGGUAUGAGAUGAAAGAUAUUAUUUGUUUCUACAAGAUCAAAUCUGGACUCUACGACCUAAACCCCGAAGAUUAUAUCGACCACCCUACCCAUCAUCUGACCCGCUUCAGUUCAACCAAUUGCUACAGACCCAACCUUUGCAGAACUGCCUAUUUCAGAAGUUCCUUCUUCAACAGAAUUGUGCCUCUGUGGAACAACCUUCCUGA
Molecule: messenger RNA, 1096 nt
Organism: Paramuricea clavata
Lineage: Eukaryota; Metazoa; Cnidaria; Anthozoa; Malacalcyonacea; Plexauridae
Source: the annotation of a GenBank genome assembly